Molecule: messenger RNA, 4284 nt
Organism: Cladophialophora bantiana CBS 173.52
Lineage: Eukaryota; Fungi; Ascomycota; Eurotiomycetes; Chaetothyriales; Herpotrichiellaceae
Exons: 4
Coding region: 1-4284 (1427 amino acids)
Biological process (GO): nucleoside metabolic process
Molecular function (GO): catalytic activity; protein binding
Source: RefSeq, a predicted model, not a curated record
AUGACAUCCCGGAUUGACCCGACCCAGUACACUGUCGGGUGGAUCGCUCCUAUGUCUUUGGAGCUCACCCCUGCGAUCGCGAUUCUGGAAGACCAUAAAGAAGUGUCGAUACCGGAUGAUAAAGGCAUCUAUCAUGUGGGGAAAAUAGGACCCCAUUUUGUUGUGAUGGCUGUGUCCUCGAUGAUUGGAACCGCUGCCGCCAGUUCGGUCGUGGAGCACAUGUGCCGCUCAUUUCAGAGUAUUAAACAUAUUCUCGUUGUUGGCAUAGCAGGUGGGAUCCCCCACUAUGGUUUAGAUUUGCAGGAGCAAAUCGUCUUGGGCGACGUGGUCGUUGGCGUGCCACUGAAUAAUGAUGGAGGAGUGAAGCAUUAUGAAUUCGGCGCCUGGGUGGAGAAGGGCAAACUGAGUGUUAGUGGACAUUUGCUCCAUCCGUCUUCCACUCUUCUGACUGCAGUCAACAAUCUCCGAAGCCGUCAUAUGCUAAAGGAAGGCACCCGAAUCCCUGAAUUUCUCCGCGACUUACGAGCCAAUAUUGGGGACCAUGAAAUAUUGGAUUUCCAUGACCCUGGGGAGGAGUAUGAUCUUCUUUUUGAUGAUGAUUACUCCCAUACAUAUCGGGCUGUCUCCUGUCAAUUACUGUGCGAUAAAGAACGGUCAAGGCAACGGAAAGAUCGAGGCAGCAAAGCGUCACGAAAAGAGGAUUCACCCCUUAUCCAUUUUGGCACAAUCGGCUCGGCUAAUACCCUGGUGAUCUCAAGUGAAAAACGCAACAGCCUGUACCAAGAUUACGGGAUGAUUUGCUUUGAAAUGGAAUCAGCCGGUGUAUUGAGCCACUACCAGGGUCUCGUGAUCCGAGGAAUCAGCGACUAUGCAGAUUCCCACAAGAACAAGAACUGGCAGAAAUACGCCGCUGCCACGGCGGCUGCGUGCGCCAAAGAGAUCUUGCUCCUCGUUCCUGCAAUCCAUGCUACUCAAAGGAGCAGUAGCACCCGAAACGUCAAUGCUAGCUCCGGACUUCAGAAUAACACCAUUGGCAAUGGCGACCAGUACAACCCCGACACCCUGUACUCUCAGCAUACCCGCCGCUACUUGGACAGGGAAAUUCUGUCUGUCACACCAGCAGGUGAUAAAUAUCGAAUUCCGGUUGAACUCCCGUAUCACAGGAACCGGUAUUUCAAAGGAAGAGAGGAACCACUCCAACAAGUUUCGAGGCUGUUUUGGGCCAAAAAUGCUACAGGACACCGUCUGGAUCGUCAACAAAUAGCGCUCUCAGGUUCUUCAGGAACAGGAAAAUCACAAAUUGCACUAGAGUAUGCGUACAGAUACACCGAGGAAUAUUCCGCAAUCUUUUGGAUCAACACCAAAAAUGAGUCUGAGAUGGACGUUAGCACUCGCAAAGCAGUGGAGUCAAUCAUUCGCUAUCGCUCUAGAAAACCUUCGACCAAGACUUAUCGGCGCAUUGCUCAUUCGCUCGGCCUCGAGGUGCUUAAUAUUACGUGCAAAGACAGCCUACUGAAGGCUGUGGAUGAAUCAUCUUGUGCUCAGUGUCUCAGGAAUUGGUUGGGUCAAGAGUGUAAUGACAGAUGGUUGCUUGUGUUGGACAAUUAUGAUGACCCGGCAAGCUGCGAUCUCGAGAAGCUUUUGCCAACUCAAGAUUUUGGUCAUGUGCUUAUUACAAGCUGCAGUCCAAACUCCUACCCCGGCUGCAGUAGAAUCGAGGUUCCGACAGGCAUCAAACAGCACGACGCGGUGGAUCUGUUAGUCCGAAUACUGGGGAAGGACAUUGGGCCAGAUGAAAAUGAGGAUGCAGUGAAUUUAGUUGAGGCAGUUGGCCGACAUCCAUUCGCCGUCACUCUUAUUGGAGCAUUCUUAUGCAAGGCUCCAAUGCCACUUCAUAUAUAUGCACAAGACCUGGAGAAUCUCGACGAAUCACUGAAGCCACUACAAACUGUCUGGCAAAUGUCACUCCAGAAGCUCACUGCAAGUGCAAAACAUUUAUUUUGGCUAAUUUCAUUAAUGGGCAAUGAAGAUAUCCCAAAGGAAUUUCUGUUGGGAGGAAAGGGCAUUAUAGCCUGGAUGACAUCUGACCGAGCCAUAUACAAGGCUCUUGGAGAACUUACUUCCCUCUCUCUUGUGGGUCAGAAGCAGGAUGACAGUUUGUACGUCCACCAGCUUCUGCAUGAAUGGGCUCGCGAUCACACAGAGAAUGCAAAACUCGAAAAUUCUAGACUAGUGAUAGAUAUCAUCAGGUCUACGUUCGCUUUUGGUGACAGCAGGAGCGCUGACAAGUGUGCCUACGAGCGUCGGAUCUUGCCGCACAUCAACAGAUGCUUGGAACUUUUCAAUUCGCAACCACCUUCUGGUAAUAGUCGCUUGGAUUAUUGGAAUCAGAAGGCCGCAUAUGAUCUCGCCCGAGUGUACACAGAUCUUGGUUACGUGCAGAAGUCUAGUCUCCUCUACGAACGGAGUCUCAUGAGUAUAGGUGACCCUGGUCAUCCCCUAGUUUUGGAGAUGAUGGAUUCUUUCGGGGUGAAUCUGAGAUUGCAAGGUAAAUACGAUGAGGCGCUGAGCUGGUGCCGGCGAGCCCAGGAUGGCAUUGAGUCCCAACAUGGUAAGGAAAGCUUGGAGGCACUUACCGUGGCACACAAUAUCGCUUUUGUGUACAAAGAACAGGGCAGGUACACCGAGGCUAUUGCGCAAUAUAAGGAGGUUUUGAGGCAGCAAGAGCCUUCCUCGGCUCUCGAGACGCAGCAUCAACUCGCCUGUGUCCUUAGAGACUCAGGAGAGUAUCCAGAAGCUCUGGUACGACUAGAGCAGGUGUACAAGGACAGAAAGAAGAGUCUAGGGGAAGAUCACCCGAACACACUUGACACACUUCACGCCAUUGCCACGGUUCUCGAAAAGCAAGGCAAAUAUAAGGAGGCUCUGGAACACCAUGCCUUAGUUUUGAAAGAACAGAAGAAGUCUCUAGGUGUAGGUCAUUAUUCAACACUUGACACCAUGGACAGCAUUGCUAGCAUACAGGAAAGACUGGGGCAAUAUGAUAAUGCUUUGGCAUCAUACCGGGAAGUGCUGAAAGGUCUCGAGGAUAUUUUUGGAGAAGGCCAAGAUCAUCCUUGGAUUGCCAGCGAAUACUCAGGCAUAGCAGACAUUUUACUGCGCCAGGCCAAAUACGAUGAGGCUGAAACAACCUACAAGAAGGCACACUCCUCCUUCAAGAGACUGGAUAUGGGACUACGCGGGGAGUUUCCAACCGCUACCAAUAUAGCGAGAGUGCUGCGCGACAAAGGGCAGUAUCAGGACGCAGUGAAAUGGUGUGAGAUCGCGCGGAAAGGGCUCCAAAAGCUAGGCGAAAACGAUGAACAUAUGCUCGCUGCGAAGGUCUGCACCGCCCAUAUAGCUGAGCUUCGAGGAAUGUACCGCGAAGCACUUGGAAUGAGCCUGCAGUUAUGUGAAGCUUAUGGGAAGAAGUACGGCGAGAAUCAUGCCGAAACUCUCAAAACGAGAUGCAGACUUGGCAGUGUUCUCAAUUGUCAAGGACAAUAUCAGGAAGCUUUGGAGCAUUUUGAGCAGGCAGUAUCAGGGCUCACGGCGGCAAUUGGAGCGGAUCAUCAUCAAACACUGGUGGCCGUUCAGGGUCGCGCCGAUGUCCUCCAGCAACUCGGCGACUAUGAUCAAGUUUUGGAAUUGUGUGAGCACAUCCAGAAAACUCUGGGGGGCGUCCUUGGUGAGAAGCAUCCGCAAACAUUAAUGGCCGUUUACCGGUAUGGCAGUGCCUGUGUCAACAAAGGAGAAAAUACAACAGGGCUGAAGGCUAUCCAGAGGGCGAUGGACGGGUGGAAACCCGUCCUCGGGGAAACCCACCCCCACAUAUUUAUGUGCUUGGAGGAUAUCGGCAACGCGUACAAGGGUCUCGGGGAUUCUGACCGGGCAAUCGACUCUUACAAGAAGGCGAUAGAUGGAUACCAUCUCAGGCUUAGCGACGGCCAUCCGUGGACAUACAGAGCGCAGGUGAGCUUAGCUGGUUUGUUGGCUGCAAGGGGUCGUGGCCAACAUGAGGAAGCGAAGCGUCUUUACUCCACAGCGAUCUUUGGACUGGAGACCACACUCGGAAGCACGCACCCUUGGACCAUUGCAGCAACGGAUGACAAGAAUAAAGUGUUCCCGCAAAGAAAAGUCUCAAAAUGGGUACAGAUAUUCCAGGUUUUCCUUGCCUUAGGGAUCUUUGGCCUGUGGGUUCUUCGGCCUGUGGAUCUAUGGAGCUUUUUGGAGUUGAUGUUGUGA